UUCAGGGAACCCUACACCGUGCGGGUGGAGGAUCAGCGGUCAAUGCGUGGAAGUGUCGCUGUGUUCAAGUGCCUCAUUCCUUCUUCGGUGCAAGAGUAUGUCAGGGUUGUGUCGUGGGAGAAAGAUACCAUCUCCAUCAUUCCAGGGAGUAGAUUCCACAUCACUUCUUACGGAGCCUUGUACAUAUCCGAUGUACAGAAGGAGGAUGCGCUAUCAACGUACCGGUGUAUCACCCGACAUAAAUACAGCGGGGAAACACGACAGAGCAAUGGAGCUCGCCUCUCUGUUUCAGAUCCUAUGGAAUCAGCACCUACAGUGUUGGACAGUUUCAAGUCCAGAGAGGUCUGGACGGGAAGAAGCGUGGAGCUUCCUUGCGCCGCCUCCGGUUACCCGAACCCCGCCAUCCGCUGGCUGAAGGACAGCAGACCGUUGCCGGUUGACAGCCGGUGGACCAAACGCAUCACCGGCCUCACCAUCACCGGGCUACGUGUGGAGGACAGCGGCACUUACAUCUGUGAAGUCACCAACACCUUCGGUUCGGCAGAGGUGACGGAAACGCUGACAGUGAUAGAUCCGCUGAGGGUCAUGGUGACGCCAAAGAAGCUGAAGAUGGGGAUCGGGAGCACGGUUGUCCUGUCGUGUGCCGUGGCCGGCUCCCCCGAGUACAUCAUCCGCUGGUACAGAAACACCGAGCUCAUCGCCCCCGACAACUUCAUCUCCAUCAGAGGCAUCAACAACGAGACUCUGCUCAUCACCUCCGCUCAGAAAUCUCACUCAGGCGCCUAUCAGUGCUUUGCUACCAGAAAAACCCAAACGGCACAGGACUUCUCCAUCAUAGUGCUCGAAGACGGAACCCCUCGAAUCAUCUCGUCCUUCAGCGAGAAAGUAGUCAACCCGGGGGAGCAGUUUUCACUGAUGUGCGCGGCCAAGGGGGCGCCCCCCCCCACCAUCACCUGGACGCUGGACGACGAGACCAUCCACCGGGACAGCGGGCACCGCACCAGCCAGUUCACCAUGACGGACGGCACGGCCAUCAGCCACAUGAACGUCAGCCACCCGCAGAUCAAGGACGGAGGCGUUUACUGCUGCUCGGCCAGAAACCUCGUCGGAAGCGCCGAGUACCAAGCGCGAAUAAACGUAAGAGGUUCCCCCAGUAUCCGCUCGAUGAGAAACAUCACAGCCGUGGCCGGCAGGGACACCUUCGUGAACUGCCGGGUAAUCGGGUACCCCUAUUACUCCAUCAAGUGGUACAAGGACGCCGUGCUGCUCCCCGACAACCACAGGCAGGCGGUCUUCGAGAACGGCACUCUCAAGCUGGUGGACGUGCAGAAGGGAAUGGACGAGGGGGAGUACGUGUGCAGCGUGCUCGUGCAGCAACAGCACUCCAUCAGCAAGAGGGUCCAUGUCGCCGUCAAAGUUCCUCCCUUAAUCCAGCCGUUUGAGUUCCCGCCUGCGUCCAUCGGCCAGCUCCUGUACAUCCCCUGUGUGGUGUCGUCGGGGGACAUGCCCAUCCGCAUCACCUGGAGGAAGGACGGUCAGGUCAUCCUCUCGGGAUCAGGGGUCACCAUCGAGACCAAAGAGUUCAUGAGCUCGCUGCAGAUCUCCAGUGUGUCCCUCAAGCACAACGGCAACUACACCUGCAUCGCCAGCAACGACGCAGCCACCGUCAUGCGGGAACGGCAGCUCAUCGUGAGAGUGCCCCCCCGCUUUGUGGUUCAGCCCAAUAACCAGGACGGUAUCUAUGGGAAGGCUGGAGUGCUGAACUGCUCUGUAGACGGCUACCCUCCCCCAAAGGUCAUGUGGAAACACGCCAAAGGCAGUGGGAACCCACAACAGUAUCAUCCCGUCCCACUGACCGGACGCAUCCAGAUCUUGGCUAAUGGCUCCCUGUUGAUCCGCCAUGUUCUGGAGGAAGAUAUUGGCUAUUACCUGUGUCAGGCCAGCAAUGGGGUCGGGACUGACAUCAGCAAGUCCAUGUUUCUGACCGUGAAGAUCCCCGCCAUGAUCACAUCUCACCCCAACACCACCAUCGCCAUCAAAGGUCAGAACAAAGAGCUGAACUGCACAGCGAGAGGAGAACGGCCCAUCAUUAUACGCUGGGAGAAGGAAGACACGGUCAUUGACCCUGACAGGAUGUUCCGCUACACGGUGGGAACCAAGGACAACGGGGAAGAGGUUGUCUCCACACUCAGGAUUGUGCCCGCUGACCGGGGAGACUCAGGAUUCUUCUCCUGCCACGCAAUCAAUUCAUACGGAGAAGAUCGGGGUCUCAUCCAGCUCACGGUUCAAGAGCCGCCUGACCCACCUGAGCUGGAGAUCCGGGAGGUGAAAGCUCGCAGUAUGAACCUCCGCUGGACUCAGAGAUUCGACGGGAACAGUCUGAUCCUCGGCUUCGAUAUCGAAUACAAGAACAAGUCAGAUUCCUGGGACCUGAAGCAGAGCACACGAAACAUCAACCCCACCAUUAACCAGGCCAACAUAGUAGACCUGCAUCCAGCCUCUGUCUACAGCAUCCGCAUAUACUCCUUCAACAAGAUAGGCCGGAGCGAUCCCAGCAAAGAGCUGACUGUUAGUACAGAGGAAGCAGCUCCUGAUGGACCUCCCAUGGAGGUUAUAUUGCAGCCGGUGACGUCUCAAAGCAUCAGAGUUACUUGGAAGGCACCCAGGAAAGAGCUUCAAAAUGGCGUGAUACGAGGCUACCAGAUUGGUUAUCGGGAGAACGGCCCAGGAAGCAAUGGUCAGUACAGUAUCGUGGAGAUGAAAGCCACCGGUGACAACGAGGUCUACACGCUGGACAAUCUGAAGAAGUUUGCUCAGUAUGGGGUCGUGGUGCAGGCGUUCAACAGAGCCGGCACGGGACCCUCCUCCUCCGAGAUCAACGCCACCACGCUCGAAGAUGUUCCCAGCCAACCUCCCGACAAUGUCAAAGCCGUGUCCAUCUCCUCUGACGUGGUGACCAUCUCCUGGUCCCCUCCGCCUCGCAGCACGCUGAACGGAGUGCUGAAGGGAUUCCGAGUCAUCUAUUGGUCCAUGCACCGAGACGGAGACUGGGGGCAGAUGCAGAACAUCACCACCACCAAGAACAGAGUGGAACUGAAAGGGCUGGAGAAGUUCACCAACUACAGUGUGCAGGUCCUAGCGUUCACUCAGGCGGGCGACGGAGUUCGCAGUGUGGUCCUCUAUAUGCAGACCAAGGAAGACAUCCCGGGACCUCCCUCUGGGAUCAAAGCCGUGCCCUCCUCCGCCAGCAGCGUGGUGGUGUCCUGGCUGCCCCCUGCCAAGCCGAACGGAAUCAUCCGGAAGUACACCAUCUUCUGCUCCAGUCCUGGGUCGAGGCAGCCGGCUCCCAGCGAGUACGAGGCUUCGCCGGAGACUCUGUAUUACCGUAUCCCGAACCUGUACCAGGGGCAGCAGUACAUGCUGUGGGUGGCGGCGGUGACCUCAGCCGGGAGAGGCAACCGCAGCGAGAAAGUAACCGUGGAGCCGACUUUGAAGGCUCCGGCCAAAAUCAUCGCCUUUGGGGGUACGGUGACCACACCCUGGAUGAGGGACGUGGUGUUGCCGUGUCGAGCCGUGGGCGAACCGGUGCCCACCAUAAAGUGGACCAAAGACAGUGAGGAUUCCGCCAUUCCGGUUCACGUGGACGGGCAGAGAAUGAUCUAUAACAACGGGAGCUUGGCUCUGCGCUCAGUCAAGGCAGAAGAUUCCGGAUAUUACACCUGCACAGCGACCAACACCUGGGGCUUCGAUACCAUCAUCGUCAAUCUGCUGGUGCAAGUGCCCCCUGACCAGCCCCGCCUGAUUGUCUCGGACACCUCCGCGUCCUCCAUUACUCUGGACUGGAUUCCCGGUGACAACGGAGGGAGCUCUAUCAGAGGGUUUGUGUUACAGUAUUCUGUGGACAACAGCGAGGAAUGGAAGGACGUCUUCAUCAACCCCACCGAGAGAUCCUUCAAGCUGGACAACCUCAAGUGCGGCACGUGGUACAAGGUGAAACUGGCGGCCAAAAACAGCGUGGGAGCAGGACGCAUCAGCGAGAUCAUCGAGGCCAAGACACACGGCAAAGAACCGGCUUUCAACAAGGACCAGCACCUCUUCACCCACAUUAACUCCACCCACGCCCGGCUCAACCUGCUGGGCUGGAAUAACGGGGGUUGCCCCAUCGCCGUGGUGGUCCUGGAGUACCGUGCCAAGGGCAGCUGGCCCUGGCACUCGCUCCGAACCAACAUGUCGGGCGAGGUGUUCCUGCAGGACCUGCGAGAGGCCACCUGGUAUGAGCUGAAGAUGAGAGCCUGCAACAGCGCCGGAUGCGGCAACGAGACCACCCAGUUCGCCACCCUGGAUUACGAUGGAAGCACCAUCCCCCCCAUCAAGUCUCUACAGGGAGAGGGGGACGACGUGAAGAAGCUGUUCACCAUCGCCUGCCCCGUCAUCCUGGCCACCGUGGCCGUGGUCCUGCUCUUCAUCGUCAGGAAGAAGCGGAAAGAGCGGCGUCUGAAGAGACUGCGCGACGCCAAGAGUUUAGCCGAGAUGCUGAUCAGUAAAAAUAAUCGCAGCUUCGACACCCCGGUUAAAGGUCAGCCCCAGGCCCGCCUCCACAUCGACAUCCCCCGCGUCCAGCUGCUGAUCGAGGACAAAGAGGGCAUCAAACAGCUGGGAGAAGAUAAAGCCACCAUCCCUCCGGCAGACGCUGAGUUCAGCCAGUCUGUAAACCCGCAGAGUUUCUGCACCGGGGUCUCUCUGCACCAUCCAGCUCUGAUCCAGAACACAGGCCCUCUGAUCGACAUGUCAGACAUACGGCCAGGUACCAACCCUGUGGCGAGGAAGAGCGUCAAGUCAGCCCACAGCACCCGCAGCAGGUACUCCAGCCAAUGGACCCUCACCAAGUGCCAGGCCUCCACCCCGGCCCGCACGCUGACCUCCGACUGGAGAACCAUGGGGUCACAGCACGGAAUCACAGUGACCGAGAGUGACAGCUACAGUGCCAGUCUGAGCCAGGACACGGACAAAGGACGGAACAGUAUGGUGUCCACGGAGAGCGCCUCCUCCACUUACGAGGAGCUGGCCAGAGCGUACGAACACGCCAAGCUGGAGGAGCAACUGCAACACGCCAAGUUCGAGAUCACCGAGUGCUUCAUCUCCGACAGCUCGUCCGACCAGAUGACCACGGGAACCAACGAGAACGCCGAUAGCAUGACCUCCAUGAGCACCCCCUCCGAGGCCGGCAUCUGCCGCUUCACCGCCUCGCCCCCCAAGCCCCAGGACCCCGAGCGGGGCAAGAACGUGGCUGUGCCCAUCGCACACCGAGCCGCCGACUACAGCAACCUUCCCUUGUACGUGAAAGCCGAAGCCUUCUUCCGCAAGACAGGAAUCCAGGACCCCUGCCCUGCCGUGCCCCCCCGGGAGGCGUCCAUCCGCAACAUGGCCCGAGCGUACCAGACGCAGGCGCGACACGCCACGCUGGAGGCGGGGGGCAGCAAGCCCCCCCUGCACCCGCACUCCACCGCCACCUUACCUCAGAGGACUCUGACCGUGCCCAGCACCUCGGGACCAGCCCCCUCCACCAUGGCCUCGGCCUGUGCCCCCGCCUCUGCCCCCACGGCUCCUGCCCCCAACGUCAACGUCUCCGCGGCCUCUGUGGAGCCACGUCUGCCCGCACACAGCAAGAUCAGCGGCUCCAAAGACUCCCUGUUAGAAAUGAGCACAACCGGACUCAACCGAUCUCACAAACAAGGCUCAGCCGCCUACUCAAAGUCUUACACACUGGUGUAGAGACUCCCUACGUCUCAUCCCUCUCUCACCCCCUCUUUCUCUCUCUCUCUCUCUCUCUCACACACUCUCUCGCUCUCUCCCCCUCUUCUUACCCUCCUUCUUCUCCGCCCAUGCCC
Callorhinchus milii (elephant shark) is the source of this 5888-nucleotide messenger RNA. Its product is annotated as Down syndrome cell adhesion molecule-like protein 1 homolog. Gene Ontology annotation, biological process: dendrite self-avoidance; axon guidance; homophilic cell-cell adhesion. Gene Ontology annotation, cellular component: plasma membrane; axon. The record is from RefSeq and is a predicted model, not a curated record. NCBI's taxonomy places the organism in Eukaryota, Metazoa, Chordata, Chondrichthyes, Chimaeriformes, Callorhinchidae. Gene Ontology annotation, molecular function: cell-cell adhesion mediator activity.